Molecule: messenger RNA, 954 nt
Organism: Miscanthus lutarioriparius
Lineage: Eukaryota; Viridiplantae; Streptophyta; Magnoliopsida; Poales; Poaceae
Source: the annotation of a GenBank genome assembly
AUGGCAAUUGCCUUUAACCAUUCAGGGGCAGGAGGCAAGUCAAAUGCACCAACCUCCUACACAACUAUCAGGACACUUUUGAGCAUACUCCGUAUUUCUAUUGCCUUGGCAAGACUUAGGUUUUCAGAAACUGUGGCUCAGAGUGAUGUCGAUGAAGCACUGCGACUGAUGCAUAUGUCCAAGUACUCGUUAUACUCAGAUGACCGCCAGCAGUCUGGCCUUGAUGCAAUAUCUGCCAUAUAUUCCAUCCUGAGAGACGAAGCUGCUAGGGCGCGCAGCAUGGAUGUGAGAUAUGCUCAUGCUCUUAACUUUAUCUCCAGAAAGGUACAGUUUCUACUUUCUACAUACACAUACUGGUACAGGUGCACAACUCGGAGGUGGAAGGCUAUGGGGUCGUCCUCGAAGGUGGUGCGGCCGGAGGAGGUGCUGGAGUCGCUGAAGAACGACGGCAGCAUCGAUGCGCUCCGCAUGAAGAUCAUCGCCCAGCUCAAGGCCAACGAAGAUAUGAAGAAAAACACUAUGAUGAUGGUGGAGCAAAGCAAGGUACUGAAUACUCCUGGAGCUGAGAAAAAGACCAAGAGGGAGUUAUUUGAUGCACUUCGACAGGAACUGGAGACUCCAGUCCUUGAGAAAGCCUCCAAGGCAGUUUGGGAGCUGAUUCUAGACAAUGGUGGAUUAGGGAAAGAGAUAACUGAAACAGUUGAGAAAGUCUUCUGCCGGCUCAGUGGAAUUGACAUGAUGCCACCUCCGCUUUCAGCCGCUGGUGCUCAUCAAGAGAAAGAUGACAUGGCUGUUGAUGAAGUUGUGAAGAGCAAGGAGGUGGAUGCUUUUGAACCAUCCUCAUCAAGGAAGAGACCCUUCAGCGACGUCAACCGAAAAGGAGCAGGUGCUUUACCAAAUGGCAGUGCUACAGACCAGCAUGAUGAGUCCGAGGAUAGUGACCAGAAGAUAUGA